AUGGCCGACAUGCGCCGGAAGUUCGCUAUGAAGCGCAAGAUCGACCGUCUGGAACAGGCCGAGGAUGUCCUCCUCCGUCUUCUCAGUGCCCUGCGGGAGAGCGAGUCCACCCGGAUCGCCCAGCUGCUGAACCUCAUCCAGAGUAAUGCCUCGUUCGAGGAGCUCCAGAUGUUCCUCGAGCAGAGCUUUUCGCGCUCGGAGAUUGAAAGCACGCCCGAGCUCCGCGAGAUGCAGAGCCAGAUCUCGCGGCACUCCGAUGACGACAGCGACGACUCCAUGCAGGCCUCUGGCCGGCGCGUCAUGGAUGUCCGUCGUUUGACCGACGUGCCCGUCUAUCGCGUACCAGCCAAGCCGUGGACCACCGUGACCGACAACGACGAUCUCGUGUCACACCUGGUAUCGCUGUGGAUCACCUGGACCUACCCGUUCUUUGACUGGCUCGAUAAAGACGCCUUCGUUCGGGACAUGCAGUCGGGGAAUCUGCGCAGUCGGUUUUGCUCCCCCUUCCUGGUCAAUGCGAUCCUUGCUGAGGCGAGUUACUAUUCCGACUACGCCGAAGUUUUCACCGUACCUGGAGACAUGCUCUCACGCGGAAACCAUUUCUACGACGAAGCCCGGCGACUCCUCGAAGUGGAAGAAGAAGGACAGGGGCAUGCCAGUAUUCCCACCAUCCAGGGUCUUCUGAUCCUGUUCAUUCGCAUGGUUUUGAUGGGCAAAGAUCGUCUAGGCUGGGUGUAUCUGGACCUUGCAACUCGGGCAGCAGAGGAAUACGCUGCUGCUCACCCUCCGCGGAUUUCGAAUAGCGAAUCUGUGCGCAUGGAGGAGAAUGUGAUCAACCGAACGCUGUGGGGAGUGUUUAAUAUUGCAUCAACCGCUACGGUGUCCUUGAUGAAGCAUAUGGAUAUCAACCCACCACAAAGGGCGCGUGUUCCUAUCACUCAUGAAGAUCCUCUGGAUACUUGGUCGCCGUAUCCACGAAGUGCGCAGCCCGUCCGAGGCCAUCACAACUGUGUGUUUGACCGAUGGUCCGAUUUCUGCUGCAUCACCAUCGGCAUUAGUCGCGAAUUCCAUAAGAAAGAUGACCCUCCCGCAAAGGUGGAGAUGGUCUCCAUCGUGAACGAUAUCUACCGCCAGCUCCAAGGCUGGUACGCGAACCUCCCAGACUGUCUCCAUACCGAGGCCGCAGAGGUUCCCCACAUUCUGAGUCUUCACCUUUUCUACCACACCACCGUCCUGCAAAUCUUCGGCUUCCUCCGCUCCAGCGGCGGUGACACGCUGGACGCUGAAACCGCCGAGUCCACCCGCCGUCUCUGUAUUUCCACCGCCCGACGCAUCUCGUCCUUGCUCAACAUCCACCGUGAUAAAUGGGGCAUCGACCGUAUGGCGCCCUCCACCAUUCAAUGGGUAACGAUCGGUCUUUUUACUCUCCUGGAAGAGCUGGAUGACCCACACAACCGGAAUGCGUUCGUGGAACUCUGCAUCAUCGGUCGUGCGUUCUCGCGCCGGUUCCAGUUUGCCAAGGGCACCCUCCGCAUGGUGCAGAUGUCCGCGCGGGAGAUGAAGGUGGCGCUGCCGCCGGAGACAGACGCCCUGUUCACCGACUUUGAGACGCAGUCGUGGCGCGGAAAGGAUGCCCAAGGGUUCAGUAGCAUCUACCCGCAUUUUUCCACGGUCAUCCGACACGGACGCGAGCGCCAGGAGGGCGACACGAUGGACCUGUUUCUGGAGAAGUGGGAUAAGCUGGGCCUUGAAGAUGGGAGGAAUGAGGAAAGGAAGGCGGAUUGA
Aspergillus terreus NIH2624 is the source of this 1785-nucleotide messenger RNA. Its product is annotated as fungal specific transcription factor domain-containing protein. The record is from RefSeq and is a predicted model, not a curated record. Gene Ontology annotation, molecular function: zinc ion binding; DNA binding. The transcript has 5 exons. Gene Ontology annotation, biological process: DNA-templated transcription. Bases 1 to 1785 code for a protein of 594 amino acids. Lineage: Eukaryota; Fungi; Ascomycota; Eurotiomycetes; Eurotiales; Aspergillaceae.